Messenger RNA from Fusarium oxysporum Fo47, 1069 nucleotides. RefSeq names its product SDR family NAD(P)-dependent oxidoreductase. NCBI's taxonomy places the organism in Eukaryota, Fungi, Ascomycota, Sordariomycetes, Hypocreales, Nectriaceae. The transcript has a single exon. The record is from RefSeq and is a predicted model, not a curated record. The coding region runs from base 56 to 856 and encodes 266 amino acids. Gene Ontology annotation, molecular function: oxidoreductase activity.
GAUAAAAUCGCCAUUCCCAGUAUCCUUGCCUUGUUUCUUUGACCAUCUACUCAAUAUGCUCAACCUCACAAAUAAAGUUGCCCUCAUAAUCGGUCUCGGCCAAACAGGCACCGAGGGCUGGGGAAUCGGUGCAGCAUGCGCCGUGACCUUGGCACGACAGGGAGCCAUCAUCUUUGGCGGAAACAGAACCCUCGCUUCAACAACAAAGACAAAAGAGACCAUUGAAGCAGAGGGCGGAACAUGCGAUAUCAUCGCUACAGAUGCUACAGACUCAGCUUCUGUGAAGGCACUUGUUGAUGCUUGUAUGAAGAAGCAUGGACGUAUUGAUAUCCUUUUGACAAGCGUUGGACAAUCCCAGCCCGGAGAUCCUGCGUCUAUGAGUGAGGAAGUUUGGGACUCGCAAAUGGACAUCAACCUCAAGAGCGUGUAUCUCGCAUGCCAUCACGUCCUCCCCAUAAUGGAAUCUCAAAAAAGCGGCUCUGUGAUCUGCAUCUCCAGCAUCGCAGGACUCCGCUACAUCGGCAAACCCCAAGUAGCCUACAACACCGCCAAAGCAGCAAUCCUACAAUUCGUCAAAGCCACGGCGAUAAUAUACGCAGCCAAGGGAGUACGCUUAAACGCCGUUGUGCCUGGGCUGAUGAACACGCCGUACACAAGGAGUUUGGCGGAGCGGUUUGGGAAGGGGUAUGAGGAGUUUUGCAGGACGAGGGAGGAGCAGGUUCCGAUGGAGAGGAUGGGGGAUGCGUGGGAUGUGGCGAGUGCGGUUGCGUUCCUGGCGGCUGAUGAGGCGAGAUAUGUUACCGGGCAGAAGAUUGUGGUUGAUGGGGGGAUAACGAGCUCUACGGGGAGGGCUUAGGGUUGAGGGUUUUGAGUUUGUGGGGGUAGUAUGUGAGAUGUUGAAGGUAACUUUUGAGAGAUUUAGUUGAGGCUUGAUAAGAUGAAGUUUGACCUGAAAUGAAGCUUUUAGUUAUCUGUCAUAGGAUACCGUUUGUAAGGGGUAGUUGGGUCAUGUAGACAGACAGACAACAUCAAAGUGGAGUGGCGUUUCUGUCUUAGAUACAGGAUCAAC